GUUACCAGACGCCGGUAAAGAAACCGCGCGCCCAUUGGUUGGGACCAUUUACAAGACGCAUGGCCAUUGGGUGGGCUGUAUGUGGAGACGGCCCGGGCUCUGUCCAGCGGCUGCUUGAAGAAGGGCGAGGGGAGGAGGAAGAGCUGCAGAGAAGUGAAGAAUGAAGACCCUGUGGGCUGUUCUGGGGCGGCCACCUUCCUGAUGCCAGGAAGGGGUGGGGUGUCUCCCUUCUUAGACAGGCCAUGGAGUGGCCCCUCCUUGAACGAACAUCUGAGGGGAACCCUCAGCCAAUGUCACACUUGGAGAGGCAGAUCAGACGGCGAAAGAUCCUCAUCUACAGGCCUUCAUCUGAGGAGCAGGAAUCCUCAGCCCUACUCCAGAAACCCAUCGAGACCGGGGGGGCAUGCCCCCUUCCAUGUGGCGAUGCCGAGUUGUCACCCAGCAAGAGGCAGCGGCUUCAACAGGGGUUGCCCCAAAUGGUGGAACCGAACGGGGAAGUUUGCGGCGCGGCGGGAGAGACCUUGUGGCGGGUGGCCUCUCCCAUGGAGAAGCAGCAGCGGAAGAUGCUGGCUGUCAACCUGGAGGACUUUUCAACAGCCCAAAUGCUUAAUGAUCCACAAGCGGGCUCUCCUCCCCAAAGACCUGACACAUCUCCCUGCGCAAAUCCCCCCCAGUCAGCAGCUGUGAAUGAAGACAGAGUUUCCUGGUCAACAAAGACACAAAGUAGUCCAGUGUGCAGAUCGUCUCCCCCUAAGGGCUACCCUCCAUCCCAUCGAGAGCCUCAAGAGAAGUUGGACCAUGCCCGCCAGCAACUGUGGGACAAGAGAGUGUGUCCCUCACGGUGUCGUGCUUCAGAGCGCCUUCACGCCAAGAGGCAGCGCCUUCAGAAGGGGGCUUCCCUUGCAAAUGGGAGUGAGGGGACAAAGACCUCCCUGCUGGAGGCGGCGCAUCAGCAAAUCCUCGCCACCAGUUUGGAGGCUGGUUCCUUGAGCCAAGCUCUGGUUGCCGGCGUUGGCAAGGAGCAGCCGGAGACCUCCCCAGCCCCCUGUGGGAGUGAUCAGCUGAUGCUGCCUCUCCAACCAUCUCCAAAUGGGGACACCCAAACCCCUCGAGACCCACAAGAACAGUGUAAUCAAACAGAUGUGUCCACUGAAGCUCCGUCCUGGCUGCCUUCAGCCUCUGCUCUAUUGCGUCCAUCGGCUGCCUCCCGUUUCCGGCACUGGGGUCUGGCCCCUGUCUUCCAGAGCGUGCGCUCCAAGCUGGAGGCCUUUGCUGACAUCUUCCUGACCCCGUCCAAGCCAGCCGUGCUGUCCACUGAAGGACCCUCGUCCCUCCCUCCCUGCCCCCCUGAGGAGCAGGAGGCAGCCGAGCCGAGGACACCCCGCCAAAGAGUCAACAUCGAGGUGAAAAUCGCCAUUUCGGAACCACGCCCCCGGAAGAGGAGCUGCCAGCACGAGGAGGAGGAAGAGGAGGAGGAAGAGGAGAUGGGUGACGCGGUGGUGAGCGGGCGGCCCCCUAUCCGCCAGUGGCGCCUGAACAAAGGGCACCCAGCCUCUCAGCCCCGCCUCGGACGCAGCUAUUCUUGCCCUGACUUCCCUGAUGCCCGCUUGUGGCAAGCCUCCCCUGUGGCCCUUUCGCUCUCUGCGCAGCUGCGACAGCGUCGCCACACCGUCUGCAGCCUGGAAGUGUCCCGGGAGCUGGGCCGCCCCACCCCACCCUGCCUGCGCAAGGAGGUGUAUCCUUUCAGCACACCCCCUGCACACUUCUUGCUGGGUCCCUCCGUGCACGUUCCCCACUGCGAUGGCUCCCCCUACACCUCCCAUGUGCCUUCCUGCCACCGUGAACCAGACACUGUCCAUUCCAGGGACCUCUCUCCCUCGCCCGAUCAUGGACGGAGGGCGCCUGGGGUUGGCUUGGACGUGGUCGACUCAGAGUUGCUCACGUCGGAGCAGAUGAUGCUUUCAGAAGUUGAGAUGAAGGGAUCCCAAGACAACACCGUAGGGAAGGUGUCCUCCAUAAGGAUCCGCAAGACACCGUCCAAGCAGCAAGCAAAUCUCACUCCCAUGGGGCUUCCCCGGCCCGUCAGGUUGAACAAGAAAGAGUUCAGCCUGGAGGAGAUCUACACCAACAAGAACUACCGCACACCCACAGAGAAGAGGUCAUUUGAGACCAUCUUUGAGGUGCCUCUGGAACGCAAUGGAGCGCUCAUUUUCACCAGCCAGCGCAAGCUGAAGCGGGCCAUGGAAUUCCAGGAGGGAGGCCUCCCUCGCAAGCAGCGCAAAGCCCACUCCCGAAGGCGUCGCAAGGCAGCAGGAGGGCGGAGGGUAAAGAAGCCUCAGAGUCCAGAGCUGGAGGAGAAGCUGCAGCAGCGGCUGGCUGAACUGGAUGCCCUGUUUGAGGGAGAAGAAUGCUGAGAUCUGAGCAGAGGCUAAAGGAAAAGGCAGCACCCCGAGGAGCCCAAGCAAAAGAGGUUGCUGGUGUUGUUGUUGUUGUUUUUAAAAAAACUCUACCGAAGUCACCAAUACCACUCCAAGUUUCUCCUGUGGUACUGUUUAUUCUCCACUUUCCCAUCAAACCAGCCUUCUGUGCCUGUUGCCUCCUCCUCCCUUGAUCACUCUCUAAGCCACAGGCUUUGCUGCUUUGAAAAGUGCCUGGGUGCCUAUCUGUGCCACCUGGCCCAGCCAGCAUGCUGCCUGCUCUGGCACCACGCGAAUCCCCUUUUGCUUGGCUCUUUGGCUCGCAAGCGGAAGGGGAAGAAUGUUUGUGGUGCCCCAGAGUUGCCCGUCCUCUGCCCUCUUCCUCCUGCGCCCAGUGCCCAGCGCCAUUGUGCCAUCUGCGAGAGACUUAGGUGAGCAAGGGAUGGGCCUAGCCAAGUGAGGGCCUAGUUGCCUUUUCUGGAGCGGCCAUCGCCAUCAAACCAAAUAGGAAUGCAGAACCGAUGUUCCUGUUGGACGGGAAGGAGAAAGAAAAAAGGGACUGUGUGAAAGAAUCAGCAGGAG
Messenger RNA from Zootoca vivipara (common lizard), 2999 nucleotides. It is a transcript of the gene PRR14, whose product is annotated as proline rich 14. The record is from RefSeq and is a predicted model, not a curated record. Lineage: Eukaryota; Metazoa; Chordata; Lepidosauria; Squamata; Lacertidae.